This is a messenger RNA of Sparassis crispa, 1374 nucleotides long. Its product is annotated as Decapping nuclease RAI1. Lineage: Eukaryota; Fungi; Basidiomycota; Agaricomycetes; Polyporales; Sparassidaceae. The record is from RefSeq and is a predicted model, not a curated record. Gene Ontology annotation, molecular function: mRNA 5'-diphosphatase activity. Gene Ontology annotation, biological process: nuclear-transcribed mRNA catabolic process; NAD-cap decapping. Gene Ontology annotation, cellular component: cytosol; nucleus. The transcript is spliced from 6 exons. Bases 1 to 1374 code for a protein of 457 amino acids.
AUGUCUUCAAAAAAACGCACUGUCUCUGAAGUAUUGGAAGAUGACUCUGACCGUCAGACACGACGUCGGGCAGCGGUGGAGACUGUGCCAGUGCGCGAUCACUCGUUAGCAUACCCUUCAAUAUUGGCGUCGGCCAAACCGGUGCCAUUCCAACAACCCCUUCCUUUGUUGACGUUUUCGUAUACCCCGGAUCGACUGCUGGAGUUCACCGAUUCUGCGCUGAGGUACUAUGUCGAACCUCCAAAGCGUGCGGAACUCAGAUAUGGGUACGAGAGGUGGGUGCGUCGGCCAGAGGAGAAGGGCAGGCUGGAUGGUUUGCUGAAAGCUGUGUCGAAAGUGAGGACCAGGAUGGAUGCGGGUGGAAGUGACGGUGGGGCCUGGCUCAGAGAUGUCGGCGUCAUCUCGUGGAGAGGCGUCAUGACCAAAAUUUUAACAGCGCCAUAUGAACAGCGAGACGGCUGGGAGAUGAAUGUGAUGGAAGUCAAUGGCACGUUGUAUUUGGAAGAGCAUUUGUCGGAUGCCAGACUUGCAGAGAAGAACGAUAUUGUGCCGCACCAUCGAUUACAGUCUUACUACGGGUAUUCGUUUGAGUCCUGGUCAACCUCAUCCAAAUCUGGUCCCAGGGAAACAGUGGAAGGGCAUCUUCCAGGAUGGGGUGGAGACGUGGACACCAACGUGCAGUGGUGUAGUGUUGUCAAGACCAAGCUGGGGGAUACACGAAUAGUCAUAGGGGGUGAGGUGGAUUGUGUGAGGGGCACAUUCACGGGGAAGACCGAUACGUUCGUUGAGCUGAAGACUUCUCUGGCUAUAAGAGGACCUCAGGAUGAAGCUAAAUUCGAGAAGAAGCUUCUCAAAUUCUACUUCCAGUCGUUCUUGUUGGGCGUUCCUGAAAUUGUUGUCGGCUUCCGGACACCCUCAGGUCAACUGACCACGUUACAAUCGUUCAAAACAAUUGAGAUUCCCCGCCUUGUCCGUGGUAAACCGGGUGCUUGGGAUCCACUGAUCUGUCUCGACUGGGGAUACCGAUUCCUGUCUUUCCUCAAGUCCGUUAUCCAUCCGCGAUACGAUGAUACCGCUAUUCUUGUGGGUAAGGGUAACACCGAGGAAGCAAAUACGAAAGCUCGUGUGUGGCGAGUCAAAUUCGUUCAGGGUUCCGGCGUCAGCGUGUCACCACUCGACGACUCUGGCGUUGGCGAGGUGGAGGGCGACGAAGACAGAGUCGGGUUUCUUCCGAAGUGGUAUUGGGACGGACUUCAAGUACCUGAUCCUAUUCACAACAAAGAGGAAGAUGUUUCUGAGGAACCGCACAAUCAGGAUCUGGAGAGAACGACAGCGACUCCUGCUGUCAGUCUGCCACGGGGAUGGCAGAUCUAA